AUGCCUGCUCCCGUGGGUACUCCUCAAACACUCUACGACAAGGUCUUCUCCGCACACAUUGUCGACGAGAAGCUCGAUGGCACAAUUCUCCUCUAUAUUGCUUGGCCCAAAGACCGACACCUGGUCCACGAAGUGACAUCACCACAAGCUUUCGAGGGUCUUGAGAAUGCAGGCCGUAAAGUACGAAGACCGGAUUGUACUCUGGCCACCACUGAUCAUAACGUCCCCACCACUUCCCGCAAAGCCCUGAAGGACAUUGCUUCGUUUAUCGAGGAAGAUGAUUCACGAACACAGUGUGUCACUCUCGAGGAGAAUGUUAAGAAGUUUGGUGUCACAUAUUUCGGCCUCGGAGACAAGCGACAAGGAAUUGUCCAUAUCAUCGGCCCCGAACAAGGAUUCACUCUCCCCGGAACCACCGUCGUGUGCGGUGACAGCCACACUUCGACACAUGGCGCCUUCGGUGCCCUGGCCUUCGGUAUCGGUACCAGUGAGGUCGAGCAUGUCCUUGCUACUCAAUGCCUUAUCACCAAGCGCAGCAAGAACAUGAGAAUACAGGUCGACGGUGAGCUGGCCCCUGGUGUCAGCUCCAAGGACGUCGUCCUUCACGCCAUCGGCAAGAUCGGUACUGCUGGAGGUACCGGCGCAGUCAUUGAGUUCUGUGGAUCUGUCAUCCGUAACCUGAGCAUGGAGGCUCGUAUGUCCAUCUGCAACAUGUCCAUCGAGGGCGGUGCCCGUGCUGGCAUGGUUGCUCCUGAUGACAUCACCUUUGAAUAUCUCAAGGGCCGCCCCCUGGCCCCCAAGUAUGGUUCUGAGACUUGGGAUAAGGCUGUUGCCUAUUGGAAGUCCCUCCAGUCUGACCCCGGAGCCAAGUACGAUAUCGAUGUCUUCAUCGACGGCAAGGAUAUCAUUCCUACUCUUACUUGGGGAACUAGCCCCGAGGAUGUCGUUCCUAUUACUGGAUGUGUUCCAGAUCCUGAAACCUUCAGCACCGAGAGCAAGAAGGCUGCCGGCCGUCGAAUGCUUGAGUAUAUGGGUCUGACUGCUGGAACGCCCAUGGAGGACAUUCCUGUCGACAAGGUGUUCAUUGGAUCGUGCACCAAUGCUCGGAUUGAGGAUCUGCGAGCCGCCGCCAAUGUCGUCAAGGGACGAAAGAUUGCUGACAACAUCAAGCGCGCCAUGGUCGUCCCCGGCUCUGGUCUCGUCAAGGCUCAGGCUGAGGAGGAGGGACUUGACCAGAUCUUUGUCGACGCCGGUUUUGAGUGGCGAGAGGCCGGUUGUAGUAUGUGCCUGGGCAUGAACCCUGAUAUUCUGGCCCCCAAGGAGCGAUGUGCCAGUACAUCUAACCGAAACUUCGAGGGCCGACAGGGUGCUCUUAGCCGAACCCAUCUGAUGUCCCCUGUUAUGGCUGCUGCUGCUGCUCUCGUUGGCAAGCUUGCCGAUGUGCGUAAGCUAUCGCACUACACCCAUCAGUCUGCUUUCAAGGCCCGUGAACUUCCCGCCGAGGAGCCUCAUGUGGACGAACGAGUCAAAGAAGACUCCGAGGAGAGAGAAUUGAUCGGUGAUCAGCCCCAGGAUUCUCAACCCCACACCAACACACUGGCUAGUGUUGGCGGUUCUGGUUCCGGUCUGCCAAAGUUUACUGUCUGGAAGGGUACCGCCGCUGCCCUGGACCGUUCCAACGUCGACACCGAUGCCAUUAUCCCCAAGCAGUUCCUCAAGACCAUCAAGCGAACGGGUCUUGGCAAUGCUCUGUUCUACGAACUCCGAUACAAGGAAGACGGAUCCGACAACCCAGACUUUGUUUUGAACCAAGAGCCUUUCCGAAACACCAAGACUCUGGUCGUUACUGGGCCCAACUUUGGAUGCGGUAGUUCUCGAGAACACGCCCCCUGGGCCCUCCUUGACUUCGGCAUCAAGUGUAUCAUUGCCCCCUCUUUUGCUGAUAUCUUCUUCAACAACACUUUUAAGAAUGGCAUGCUUCCUAUUAGGAUCGAUGACAAGAACGACCUCGAUGCUAUUGCCGCCGAGGCUCGCGCCAACCGCGAGAUUGAGGUUGACCUGCCCAACCAGCUGAUCAAGAACGAGGCUGGCGAGACUAUUUGCUCGUUUGAUGUUGAGGAGUUCCGCAAGCACUGCUUGGUCAACGGUCUUGACGACAUUGGCCUGACCAUGCAGCAGGAUGACAAGAUCGCCGAGUUCGAGCGACGCAUGACAGAAAACACUCCCUGGCUCGAUGGCACUGGCUACCUGAAGCGCCCUGGGAAGAGUGGCAGACUGGCUGCCAAGGCUGUGCCUGUUCCUAAGACAAAUCGUGGCGAGGAGAAGAAAGAACCCCUCGAGUGGUAA
Messenger RNA from Fusarium sp. VM40, 2346 nucleotides. Lineage: Eukaryota; Fungi; Ascomycota; Sordariomycetes; Hypocreales; Nectriaceae. The record is from the annotation of a GenBank genome assembly.